Molecule: messenger RNA, 1653 nt
Organism: Odontomachus brunneus
Lineage: Eukaryota; Metazoa; Arthropoda; Insecta; Hymenoptera; Formicidae
Gene: Smyd5
Product: SET and MYND domain-containing protein 5
Exons: 5
Coding region: 151-1308 (385 amino acids)
Molecular function (GO): histone H4K20 methyltransferase activity; protein binding
Source: RefSeq, a predicted model, not a curated record
UGAGAGUAGUCGUUUUGAACUUGAUGGUACGUUCGUGACAAGCCUUCAUGGCUAUUGACAUGUGUUCGAGGGUUAGAAUUUGAAUGCGAGUUUAGGUGGGUCUUUUCUUUGUUGAUUGCCUUGCUCGCCACUAUAAUCUUAGACACAGUUAUGGAGAGCAAGGACUUUUUUAUCAAGAUAGUGAACAACGAGAAGGGCAAAGGGCUGUUUUCUAAACGUGCAUACAAGGAAGGAGAUGUCAUAUUGGAGGAAAAACCUGUAGUCUGUUGCCAGUUCUCAUGGAACUCUGACUAUGGAUAUUUAGCUUGUGAUCAUUGCCUGAGGCCACUGGAAACUGCUGAGGAAAAUGCUCAGAGGCUAACAGGAAAUCCAAACAUUACUCUGCCUCAUAGCGAAUGCUGUGAAACAAAUAAGAGUCUGAUGACUGAGUGUCCCACAUGUGGGACUAAAUAUUGUAGCAGAGAAUGUCAGGAUGAGGCAUUUCAGAGAUAUCACAGCACAUUAUGCCUCCAAUCGAGAGUUAAGGACGAGAGUCAUCCUCUAACCCAAUUAAAUGAAACAUGGAAACAAAUGCAUUAUCCACCAGAGACUGCAACAAUCAUGUUGCUGGCGAGGAUGGUUGCCAUGGUUAAUCAGGCGAACGAUAAGCAGGAUAUCUACUCAAUGUUCUCGCAAUUUUGUCACCGUACAGUAAAUGACACACAUGAAAUUGCACACAACUUAUUAGGGGAAAAAUUUGUUGGGCAGAUCGACGUCCUUCGGGAAAUGAUAGAGAAAACCCUUAAUCUCGAGUACACUGCACAUUGGUUUACACCAGACGGAUUUAGAAGUUUACUAGCCUUAGUAGGAACGAACGCACAAGGAAUUGGUACGAGCGCUUUCAGUCGUUGGGUAAAAAAUGUGUCUGCUUUAGAUCUGCAUAAAGAUCAAAGAAUUUACAUCGACAAAUUGAUAGACCGAAUUUACGAUGAUAUGGAAGAAGUGGUAGGCUCAUUUUUAAAUAAUGAAGGAUCCGGUCUCUACAUUCUACAAUCAGCAGUAAAUCACAGUUGUGUACCAAAUGCAAUCGUGGAAUUUCCUUAUUCGAAUAACACAUUAGUGUUGAAAGCGAUACGGGAUAUACAACCCGAGGAAGAAAUCUGUACGAGUUACCUCGAGGAAUGCGAGCUCGAGAGAAGUAGAUAUUCUAGGCAGAAGGCGUUGAGCUCCUUGUAUCUGUUCGUUUGUCGUUGCGACAAAUGCCAAUCGCAAACCAAUGAUCCCGACAUGACAUCCGACGAAGAAGAGGCGGAAGACGCAUCCAGUUGAAGGCAUACGAGAGAAUGUUAAUAUAAUAAUCCAUAAUAUGCAAGACAACGUUGGAUAUAUUGAAUAAUCCACUAUGAAGAAUCUAAUCCACUAUGAAGAAUAUAACGAUUAUCUAACAAAAUCCUCCUUUUGUUACGAUUCACUUGAGUAUUAUGCACACCGAGCGGUCAUUGUAAAGAUCAACGACGUGCGUAGCGUGUAGAGAAAUACUGAUAAAAACCUAGUAUAUUAUUCAAUAUAAACUUGAAUAAAAUUUUGAGAAAUGUACUUUUAUUAAUGUGAUAGAAGCUUUAAUAGUAUUUCUAUGUAAUAAUGUGAAAUAUAUAUAAUAAAAAGUUAACACAA